This is a messenger RNA of Eremomyces bilateralis CBS 781.70, 1611 nucleotides long. RefSeq names its product GPI mannosyltransferas-like protein 1. Lineage: Eukaryota; Fungi; Ascomycota; Dothideomycetes; Eremomycetales; Eremomycetaceae. The record is from RefSeq and is a predicted model, not a curated record. Bases 162 to 1448 code for a protein of 428 amino acids. Gene Ontology annotation, cellular component: glycosylphosphatidylinositol-mannosyltransferase I complex; membrane. Gene Ontology annotation, biological process: GPI anchor biosynthetic process. The transcript has 4 exons. Gene Ontology annotation, molecular function: GPI mannosyltransferase activity; alpha-1,4-mannosyltransferase activity.
AUCAAAUCCAAACUUUACAAGCAUACAACGACUUUCAUUGUAUUGUAUGCUCAUGCUACAUUAAAUUUUGGGAUCCCCUCAAUGCGACGAAGCGAAAGAUGGGUAUCGAAAUUUUCGCACGAUAAGAGCAUGGAACAACCCUUUCGAUCUCCAUAUCCACCAUGUCAUUCACAACUAUCAUUGACGCGAUCUUCGCAUCUCCCAAAGCCGUUUUCGGUUCAGCAAUAGCCCUUCGAGCAGUCUUACUUGUUUAUGGUCUUUUGCAAGACGCAUAUUCCCCCGUCAAAUACACCGAUAUCGACUACUUUGUCUUCACCGAUGCUGCACGAUUCGUCUACCAGGGCCGGUCCCCAUACCUUAGGGAUACGUAUCGAUACACGCCGUUGCUAGCAUGGAUAUUAAUACCCACUGCUUGGGACGGGUGGUUCUCAUUUGGGAAGGUCUUGUUCGCCCUCGCUGAUCUUCUUGCGGGAUAUUUGAUGGUUGUCAUCUUGUCAACGACGUAUCGCAUGCCCCAGGCAAGAGCGUUAAAAUUCGCAAGCAUAUGGCUACUAAACCCCAUGGUUGCCACGAUCAGUACCAGAGGUAGCUCAGAAGGGCUUUUGGGUGUCGUCGUUACUGCACUAUUGUACGCAAUUUUGCAAAGAAAUGUCGUGUUAGCCGGCCUGCUGCUUGGCUUUGGGGUGCAUUUCAAGAUUUACCCGUUUAUAUACACGCUGCCCUUUCUACUCUGGCUUCGAUCUCCGGAUGGGACUCGUAGGAAGGCAAAAGGAGGUUCGAAAGCCUCUCUGAAAGAUCAGUUAUUGCGAUUCCUGAAUCGAGACUGCACAACGCUGGCCAUUUUCAGUUUCGUCUCAUUCAUGUCUUGCAAUGUUCUCAUGUUUUAUAUAUAUGGAUUCCCUUUUCUCAAGCAUAGCUUUCUACACCACUUAACCCGAAUCGACCACAGGCAUAACUUCUCCCCUUAUAACACAUUAUUGCAUCUCAAUGCUUCCCCAGCAAAAUCGACCUCGUUUCAUCUAGAGUCUCUUGCAUUUGUUCCCCAGAUACUGCUGUCAGCAGUUGCCAUACCUUUUGCCUUGACUGCAAACGACCUGGCAUCGACGAUGUUGGCUCAAACAUUUGCAUUUGUGACCUUCAACAAGGUCUGCACAAGCCAGUAUUUCCUCUGGUAUAUCAACUUCCUUCCCUUCUACCUGCCGAGCUCUUCUCUGCUAAAGCAGACACGACUGGGUGUCGUAGCUGGAAUUCUAUGGAUCCUAGGUCAGGCUAUCUGGCUCCAGCAGGGGUUUCAAUUGGAAUUUAUGGGACAGUCGACGUUUGUCCCUGGCCUCUGGAUGGCUACGCUGGUGUUUUUCUUCAUCAACAUCUGGAUUUUGGGCAUCAUGAUCCGAGACAUCGGCACGCAAUCGAAUGCGCAAAGUAGCCCUGACAAGAAGGAGAGGUAGUGGACUAGCCGAUCAGCCGAAAAUCUCUAUAAUUCGUAGGGCCUGUCUUUUGUGAUUCCAGAUUCGCGUGUUUAACGGAACCAUUGUAGCCGGUGACUGUGCAGGUCUAUAGUCUAUGUACCUCGGUCUUGCUCCUGAUGCCAUCGAAUAUACAUGUAUUGUC